AUGAAGAAGACAUCUUUGAAAAAUGAAUACAAAGUCGAUCAAGACUUCAUCUUUGGUUCAAUGACCAAAGUAGGUCGGAGGUCUAUAAAUGCCACGGAAAAAAUUAGUCAGUGUCGCAAAAAGUCGUCUCGCCAUAACCAUAGUUCCAGUCCUCCUCGGUUGACUAGCAAAGGCCGGUGCCAUAUUGGAAUACAGUGUGUGAUGCCCUCAGUUCCUUGGAACCCGUUUGGGUUUUCAGCAAAGCCCCUUCGUUUUCCAAGACUUCGUGUCGGAAACAAGAGACAACCUAUUGUGCCUUUAAAAGAAUGGAAAUUAGUGAGAGGGGAUACGGUAUGAUACUUGAUCAUUUUAAUAUGCGUUCAAAAAUCUCACAGCUAGUUGACGACUGAAUACACAUGGUAUGAUGAAAGAUAAUGUAGUCUUGUUCGCCGAUAAGCUUCAUUUAAGUUCAGUAUUUCAACUAGAUUAACUCCAUCUCUAACGAUGUAAAUGAUGGUCGAAGGAAAUUUCACUAUCUUGGAUAUGUAGCGCUUUUCACUUACUCUUCUGAAGGAACGAAAACAAGCGAAUUUAAUGUUAACCGUUUUAGUGUAGAGAAGACAAUUUUAUGAGGAGGGUAACACUUAAAAUGGGGGGAGAUCAGAAAUGGUGCUAAUUUUUAAUUUUUAGUGGGUAAGAGCGAAGAGCUUCCCACCUCUUGGAAUGAGGUGGGGAUGUCUAAGGAGUUAACAGCCCUUCCCCCCCAGCGCUGCUUCCAAACUGUCCUAAGGUAAACUUAUCAUAGCAUUUUUAAUCUCAAAAUCUGAGGUAAUAAAUUACAUUAAGGUGGUGUAUUGAAUCAGUCCAUAAAUUUUAUCCACUCAAGGUGAUGAUUCUUGGUGGGAAAGAUAGAGGAAAGAUUGGAAAGAUCAAUGAAGUGGUUAGAAGCAAGAACUGGGUAUUUGUUGAAGGAUUAAACACGGUAAUUCAUUCUUUUUAUUGACAUUUAGUGGAUGUGCAACCUACACAUGGGAGUCUGUGAUAUAAACCAUGUCCAAAAUACUUUUUUUCCUUAGCUAGUAAAAUGUAUGAGGGACCAGUGCUGGGAAUGGCCCAUUGUUUUUUCACCUUGUGGUAUUUGUUACAUCAAUGAAUAACACAAUCAGGGAAUAGAGUAUAUUAAAAUCAUUGAUGGAAUCUCUUUUAGUACAUGUAUUUGGUACAUAGUCGUUAGCCUAAGGGAGGGAGCCCAUAGUCUGUUAUCAAGGGUUUUCCUGGAGUCUCUGCCCCAGGCCUUUUUCUUUACCUGUCUAUGGGUCAGUCCUUGUCUCCUGAUGUGUGCUUCCUGAUCCAGUGUAACAUUUUUCUCAACUUUCCCCUCUUCCCUUUGCCUUAAAAAAUUCUAGGUCAAUGAUUUUGCUCUGAUUUAACUUAAAUUUUCACUCUUGAGAUCUCAUUAAUAGUAAAUCCCUCUUACUGUCUAUCUACAGUUCUUAUGAUGUUAGUUAGGAGAAUUUGGGUUUGGAUCAACCAAUAAUCCCCUAACUGAUAUUUAUUCUCAUCACUAAUGUCUGCUGUCUGCUUUAUGUAGUACUGAUAUUGUAAAGAGAAAUUAUGUCUUCAUGGGAGUUGAGGGAUUUAAUGUCAAAAUGACCAUCACCUACCAUUCUCCAAGGUCUCCUCUUGAUCAAAACAAAAAUCAUACAUACAGUAUGAUUUAAAUUGUAGCUUGGAUUCUAUUGUUGUUUACCAUAGAGAUUCUAUUGUUGUUUACCAUAGAUUGUUAUUAACCAUUUCUUUCUAUUUCUUGACAGCACAAACGUUACAUCCCUCCACAAAAAGGUUACGAUGGAGGACUUACUAACAGUGAAGCCCCACUUCAGGUGUCAGAAGUGUCUCUCAUAGAUCCUUCAGAUGGGUGAGCAGUGACAUUCACUAUUUUUUUUUAUACGUACAUUUUGAUAGGUUCUUAUCUAUGAUUUAUUAAAGGAUAUAUGCACAGGUGACAUUACCAUUAACAGCAUUUUGCUUUUUUUAUCAUAGGACACUUACAUAUUCCAUGUUGCUGUAGGUCUGCACUGUAAUAGAUUGCAGAAAAUGUCAAAAUGUGGUAUGAGAAUCAGUGACAUACUCAGUCAUGCCUGGUGUGGCACUUUUUUUGUUCUUACCACAUUUUGAUGUCAUCUGUGAUCUAUUGCUGAACCAACACACAGCAACAUGGAAUAUAUUAUUUAAGUAGAGAGUAUGUUUGUAGAUAUAGAUCAACAUUUUCUCGUAGAAAAUACUGAUCUAGCAACAAGGAGUAAGAAACGAGAUCAAUUUUCCCAUCUUUUGUCCUCUAUUUAGACACAACACAACAGACAUGGGUCAACAUGAACCUUGUGAUGACCAAGUUCAUCAUAGACGGAAUUCUCUGUUGCUCAAUGAACUACAACAUUUGGCUAAAAUAAAAACUCCAAAACUCCUUGAAAUUUCAAACAAAGGGGUAACAAACAAAAGCUAAAAAAACUGAGUAAAACUCUGUGAAACAAACAACAAAUCCAAUCUUAGGCUUCUUUGAUUUCUCAUGGACUCCAAGAAGUUUUUUUUUGAUCCCAUUGUCAAGACAAGAUGAAAAAAUAUUUUUCUUUAUAACAAAGAUAUCUUCGUCCUAGCAUAAAAAUUGUUAUCACCAGCAUACAAGUGUAUCUAACUAAGAAAUACUCUUUUUUCUAGGAAACCCACAGAUAUAACCUACAGAUUCACAGAAAAGGGUGAAAAAGUUAGAGUAUCAGACCGCACAGGUCGUAUCAUUCCUAAGCCACCAUGGGAACGAAGAGAUGUUAAGAACAGAUCAGCUAUAAAAGGUCAGUUACUAUUCAAUAUUCAGGAAUAAAGAGAUUGCCAACAGCUAUCUGGUAAUAAUUGUUUUUAUUUUUUCCCCUGAAUUUUUCAUUACCAAAAUUAGACUAUUUAUUGGCAUUUGCCAUUUCAUUGUUUAUCAUUGUUUUUGACCAGGGUUACCUCUUGUAUUGUGCUCUUGGGCUGACAAAUUUUCUCUCAAACUUCCGCUCUCCACCAAGGAGUAUAAAUGGGCAAUGGCAAAGUGUCAGGGAGAGCCCUUGAAACACUGUAGGGGGAGGAGGUAAUCCUGUGAUGAACUUAAGUCCCAUCUAGGGUUUAGAAGCUCACUCCUUGUUGUUCAGGCCAGAUGUGCUCAUUGACCUCUGUAUACGUGAACAGGCAUUAUAGUAUGCAUUACAAGCUGUUAUUAGGGUAAUGAAUUACUACUAACUUUUUUAUCUGUUUUGUUUAGAUGGUGAUUUUGACACACCUCCAUCAGCAGUUACCAAAAAAACCUAUAUCCCAUCGCUGCUGUAUUUUCAUGAGGAGAUCAUGCAUGCACUGAAGGUACCUCCCACCAUUCCAAAAACAGAACCAGAUCGAAGAGAUCUGAUGAUGAAGGAAGUCGAAAAAGCUGCAAAUUGGCAUUUGGACACAACUGCAAAUGCUAAACUUAGUCUUAUAGACAAAAUUUACUUCUCAGUCAGUAAUUAUGCUGAUAGACUUAUACGGUUUUUAAGGAUUGAUAAAUUAUAACGACUUUUUAAUCUUCAAUCUUCUCAAGUGAAAGAUAUGGACAGAUUGCCAUCCUCCUAUGAUAACCUAUCUUUCUUGCAGCCAUUGUUUGGACCAUCUCGCGAAACAACACUCUCUCUGGCAGGGAGAAAGAGUGUUGUGCAAAACAACCAAAGGCUGCAGAGCAUAAAUAGAAGAAGAAUCUCUACUUGUAGUAAAAGAAAAGUACCCAACACCAUUUGUUCUUGUAUUCAUUAAAAAUGUUUAAAUCAAGUGAAUUCCAAAUGAUGGUUUGGUUUAAACAUCUAAUGUGCCCCCUUAUUAGACAGUAGUGAAAGAACUGUCAGUAGCCAAACCCCUCCUAUGUUCCAUACCUUUCCACUUUACCCAUUGUGUUCUUCCACAGGCAUCCCAAGCUCACAUCUUGAGAAAAAGCUAAUGAUUAAGUCAUGAAAGCAUCAUACGUUGAG
Messenger RNA from Pocillopora meandrina, 4007 nucleotides. Lineage: Eukaryota; Metazoa; Cnidaria; Anthozoa; Scleractinia; Pocilloporidae. The record is from the annotation of a GenBank genome assembly.